UCUCUCAGAGUGUGUUGGUGUGUGUCAUGGAGGGCAGAGGUGGACUGUCGGACCAGGCUGCGUCCGAUGUCUGCACAGACGGUGACCCAAUCACCAAGGACUACAUGAUGCAGCAGACGAUGCUGAGGGUCAAAGAUCCGGUCAGAUCUCUGGACUUCUACACCCGUGUCCUGGGAAUGACGUUACUGCAGAAGAUCGACUUCCCCUCGAUGCGAUUCACCCUUUAUUUCCUGGGCUACGAGGACAAGUCGGACAUUCCCGCCAACGUCAAAGAGAGGACAGCGUGGACUUUCUGUCGCCGAGCGACCAUCGAGCUCACACAUAACUGGGGUUCAGAGUCUGAUGAAAACCUGUCAUAUCAGAACGGAAACCAAGCACCGCAGGGGUUUGGUCACAUCGGCAUCUCCGUCCCCGACGUUUCUGCCGCCUGUAGAGUUUUUGAGGAGCGUGGAGCCACUUUUGUCAAGAAGCCAGACUCAGGUAAAAUAAAGGACCUGGCCUUCAUUCAGGAUCCAGACGGAUACUGGAUCGAGAUUUUAAGUCCAGACAACAUGGUCACCUUGAUGUCACCUUAAAGAUAGAGCCAGUGUUUCCUCUUCUGUUCCUAAUGACGUGAUGUUUGUAAAAAUAAAUCUUCAAAUGAC
This is a messenger RNA of Solea solea (common sole), 644 nucleotides long. RefSeq names its product lactoylglutathione lyase-like. Bases 27 to 575 code for a protein of 182 amino acids. The record is from RefSeq and is a predicted model, not a curated record. The transcript has 6 exons. NCBI's taxonomy places the organism in Eukaryota, Metazoa, Chordata, Actinopteri, Pleuronectiformes, Soleidae. Gene Ontology annotation, molecular function: lactoylglutathione lyase activity; metal ion binding.